Molecule: messenger RNA, 1656 nt
Organism: Aspergillus chevalieri
Lineage: Eukaryota; Fungi; Ascomycota; Eurotiomycetes; Eurotiales; Aspergillaceae
Product: putative sugar transporter
Exons: 1
Coding region: 1-1656 (551 amino acids)
Biological process (GO): transmembrane transport
Cellular component (GO): membrane
Molecular function (GO): transmembrane transporter activity
Source: RefSeq, a predicted model, not a curated record
AUGCACUCCCUACUCACCUCUCGUCCUCAGUCGCCGGAAUACAUCGCUCUUUCUCAAUGGAACAACAGGACCAUGUCCACUCACUCUAAGCAAAACGAAGAAUCGCCAUUUUCUGCGCUCGAACCGCUCGAUCCUGAAUCCACUACCUCCCCGUCGCUUCCCGGCGAUAGCAAUGGCCGCAACGCCGCCUACACGGCCAAAGCCACCGCGCUCAACCGUGCCAUCCAGGAUAUUGGCAUGGGCCGGUAUCAAUGGCAACUCUUCUUCGUGAUCGGAUUCGGCUGGGCGAGCGAUAAUCUCUGGCCGAUCGUGGUGUCAUUGAUCCUGCCGCCAGUUUCAUACGAAUUCAACGCAACCAAACCGCCGAUAUUGACGCUGGCGCAGAAUAUCGGGUUGCUUAUCGGAGCACUUUUUUGGGGUUUUGGGUGUGAUAUCUUUGGACGAAAAUGGGCGUUCAAUCUGACGCUUGGGAUUACAGGGGUGUUUGGGUUGGUUGCUGCUGCGUCGUCUAGUUUCGCGGCGAUAUGCGUCUUUACGGCGCUGUGGUCGAUCGGUGUUGGGGGAAAUCUACCCGUUGACUCGGCUAUUUUUCUCGAGUUCUUGCCUGGGUCGCAUCAGUAUCUGCUCACGAUUUUGUCGGUUGCGUGGGCGUUUGCGCAGUUGCUGGCAACGUUAGUGGCAUGGCCGUUGCUGGGGAAUAUGACCUGCAACGAGGAUAGUGGGGAGUCAUGCUCGAAGUCGGGUAAUAUGGGAUGGAGGUACUUUCUCCUGACGAUGGGUGGCCUUGCUAUGGUUAUGUUUAUCUGCAGAUUUGUCUUUUUCACGCUUUUUGAGUCGCCCAAGUACCUCAUGGGUAAAGGACGCAAUGACGAAGCUGUGGAGGUGGUCCGCGAGAUAGCAAGGAGGAAUGGACGUCGGACAUCUUUCUCUUUAAGCGAUCUGCAAGAAAACGAUGCGGAAGACGAAGAGGAUGUCGGAUUGAGUACAUUGCCAGCAUUGAGCACGCGAAACCUUAUCCGCAUGCGACUGGAAAAAGUUAGUCUGGAACAUGUCCGGGGUCUCUUCGAUACACCCCGUCGCGCCUUGUCGACCUCGAUGAUCAUGCUGGUAUGGGCAUUCAUUGGCCUGGGAUCCCCUCUUUACAACGCCUUUUUACCAUACAUCCAGCAAUCUAGAGGCGCUGAAUUUGGCGAUGGCUCGACCUAUAUCACCUACCGUAAUUCACUCAUUAUCGCCGUCCUAGGGAUUCCGGGGUGUCUGCUCGGCGGCGCGCUGGUCGAAAUGCCCCGGUUCGGCCGCAAGGGCACCUUUAUGCUUUCUGCCGUCUUCACUGGUGUAUUUCUUUUAGCGUCCACGACGGCAACAUCAUCAAACGCGCUACUAGGUUGGAACUGCGCGUACAACUUCAUGAGCAACAUCCAAUCCGCCGUGUUGUAUGCAUAUACGCCUGAACUCUUCCUUACGAAAGACCGCGGGACGGGAAAUGCAUUGACGGCGUCUUCGAGUCGGGUGUUUGGAAUUAUGGCGCCGAUUAUUGCCAUGUUUGCCGAUCUAAACACUGCUGCGCCGGUGUAUCUUAGUGGGGUUUUGUUUAUCGCUGCCGGUGUGGUCGUGAUGUUGAUUCCGUAUGAGUCAAGGGGGAGGGCGAGUUUGUAG